Triplophysa dalaica is the source of this 1278-nucleotide messenger RNA. It is a transcript of the gene rpl4, whose product is annotated as ribosomal protein L4. The transcript is spliced from 10 exons. NCBI's taxonomy places the organism in Eukaryota, Metazoa, Chordata, Actinopteri, Cypriniformes, Nemacheilidae. Bases 91 to 1218 code for a protein of 375 amino acids. The record is from RefSeq and is a predicted model, not a curated record. Gene Ontology annotation, molecular function: structural constituent of ribosome; RNA binding. Gene Ontology annotation, cellular component: cytosolic large ribosomal subunit; ribosome. Gene Ontology annotation, biological process: translation.
CGCUGGUGUCGUGCUUCAGUCUUCCUUUUCUUCCGUGGCCGCCAUCGUGUCAGGAGUGUGAUUCCUGGCGUGCCGUGAAAACUUGUAAAAAUGGCUUGUGCCCGACCAUUAGUUUCGGUGUACUCCGAAAAAGGGGAGACAACCGGCAAAAAUGUGGUUAUGCCAGCCGUAUUCAGGGCUCCCAUCCGCCCUGACGUCGUGAACUUUGUGCACACAAACAUGCGCAAGAACAAGCGCCAGCCCUACGCCGUCAGUAAACUGGCCGGUCACCAGACCAGUGCCGAGUCCUGGGGCACAGGAAGAGCUGUGGCUCGUAUCCCCCGUGUGCGUGGUGGAGGAACUCACCGCUCCGGCCAGGGUGCUUUCGGAAACAUGUGUCGUGGUGGUCGCAUGUUUGCCCCCACAAAGACUUGGCGCCGUUGGCACCGCAGGAUCAACAUCAACCAGAAACGUUAUGCCAUCUGCUCUGCUCUUGCUGGUUCUGCUCUGCCUGCCCUGGUCAUGGCCAAGGGGCACCGUAUUGAGGAGAUCCCUGAGGUUCCACUUGUUGUUGACGACAAAGUCGAGGGAUACAAGAAGACUAAGGAGGCCGUGCUGCUUCUGAAGAAGGUUAAGGCAUGGAACGACAUUAAGAAGGUUUAUGCGUCUCAGCGCAUGCGUGCUGGUAAGGGUAAGAUGAGGAACAGAAGGCGUAUCCAGCGUAAGGGACCGUGUAUCAUCUACAACGAAGACAACGGCUUGACGCGAGCUUUCAGAAACAUCCCUGGUAUUGCACUGCAGUCUGUUAAGAGGCUAGACCUGUUGAAACUUGCUCCAGGUGGACACAUCGGGCGGCUCUGCAUUUGGACCGAGAGUGCCUUCCGCAAGCUGGAUGACCUCUACGGCACAUGGCGUAAAGCUUCCUCCCUUAAAGUGGACUACAACUUGCCAAUGCACAAGAUGACCAACACAGAUCUGAACAGAAUCCUUAAGAGCGAGGAAGUUCAGAAAGCACUUCGUCCUGCUAACCGCAAGAUUAGGCGCAGAGUUCUGAAGAAGAACCCUCUGAAGAACCUGAGGGUGAUGAUGAAACUCAACCCUUACGCCAAGACAGCCCGCCGUCGUGCUAUUUUGGCACACAACCCUGAUGUCAAGGCCAAGAUGCUGAAACCCAAGAAGAAGAGGGUUGUGAAGAAGGCCAAGAAGCCAGCAGCCGCCGCUGCUCCGGCUAAAGAGUAAAGCUCAUUAUACAGACGGGAGUUCAGAAAUGCUUUCAAAUAAAACAUCACUUAAAAAUUC